GAGAGAGGAUCACCUGUGCUAUUGUUUAGCUACGCACGUGUUGCUUCUCUUCUCUUCCCUUCCUCUCCCUUAACACCACUUCUCUCUCUCUCUCUCUCUCUCUCUCUCUCUCUCUGCUAAAUUUAGCAAACUCUUUCUGUUCCCUACAUUGCUUGCAUGGAUGGGUCAAACUUUGAUUCUCAUCUCUUGCUGGAAUUUUCCAUAAAAAACCCAUCUUUUUUUAAUUACUAAUGCUUUUGUACCAGUCAUGGUUUUGGAAUUUGUUAUCGUUCGAUAUUAAGGUAUGCGCAUCAUUUUGUUUUUUCCCCUUCCUAUCAGUAAUUCCUCUUUGAAAGACACUGUUUUUACCUAGAUAUGUUGCUGGUCUUUUAAUGAUAUUGUAUUACACUGUUCUUUGGCUUUCUUGUGUGGUGUUGGCUUUCUGUUUUUCUUGGCAAUCAAAGAAUGGCCAAGAAUUUGGAUAAAGUCGGUAGCUCUUGGAGCUUUAGGAGUUUUGAUUUGAAUUUGAAUGUGGAGAAAUCGAAUAAUCAAGGAAUGGAAAAACCUGAAUUAGAAGGGUGUAGCAAGGUAUUUUCUGAUGAUAUUGCUGAUCUUUUACCUGUGGAUCCUUUUGGGAUGGAUAUUAAGUCUACGGUCACAGCAAUCAAGGGUUGGCUUCAAGAGUUUGAUGAGGAUUUUGGUUCUAAUUUCAGUGAAAAAAAUAUUGUUGAUGAUGAAUUGUUUGAGGGUUUGGAUUUGUUUUUAAAUGGUGCUAUGGAAAUGCAGCCAGAAAAGGGUAACUUGACUUUUGGUGCUAUUUCAAUUAGAGAUCAUGGCCUAGAGGGAUUUUUGGUUGAUCAUGGAUUGAACAAUUGUGGUUUUGAUUCUAAAUACAAUUUAGGCGAUGAGGGAGUUUUUGAUAAGAGAAAGGAAUUGCAAGUUGAAGGAGGUGAUCCACAUGAUGCUUUGUUUUUUGCUUUGAGUUAUCUAGGCGUCAAGGACCUCCUUGUGGUUGAAAGGGUUUGUAAACCCUUACGUGAUGCUGUUAGAGGUGAUGCUCUUUUAUGGAGGAGUAUACAUGUUGAUCAGCCAUUAAGCGGCAAAGUUACCGAUCAGGCUCUUCUUAAGCUGACUAACAGGGCUCAAGGUUCUUUGGAAUGCUUGAGUCUAGUGGAGUGUAUUAAAAUAACUGACAAUGGAUUGAAGCAGGUGCUUGAAACCAAUCCAAGAUUAACAAAGUUAUGUGUGCCAGGAUGUGUGAGAUUGAGUGUUAACAGCAUCUUGUCCAGUCUGAGGCUUCUCAAGUCUGCAGGAAACCUGCGAAUAAAGCACUUGAGAAUUGGUGGGCUCUUUGGUGUAACAGAGAAGCAUUUUGAAGAGUUGAAGUCCUUACUUGGUGCAGAUAAGCCUGUACAGCUGAAAGACAGGAAACCACGGUUUUAUCGUCUAGGAGAGCUUUAUCUCUCUUGUGAUGAUGCUUGUGCCAUUGACAUUGAGAUAUGCCCCAAAUGCCAAAAAUUGAAACUCGUUUAUGAUUGCCCGGCAGAGAGUUGCCAAGGGAAAGAUCAAGCUAAUCAGUCAUGUAGGGCUUGCACUUUGUGCAUAGCACGUUGUAUUAAUUGCGGGUCCUGCAUUAAGGAUUGUGAUUAUGAGGAGACCUUCUGUUUAGAUUUUCUCUGUUUGGUUUGUUUGAAGCAACUACUAAGUUGUCAGGAGGCACCAGAAUCAAACGGUGCUUCUUCUUCUGGACACACGGUUGUUCAUAGAGGGAUGAGUUACAAGUUCUGCUUUUAUGGUGAAUAGGAAAGAAAUUGUAUAUGCCCAUGGUGAUUGGUCAUUUACAUCAUUCGGCUACAUCAAAAGUUGUUUCACAUGUGAGGGGGUGUCUCUCUAUCACACUAUCACAUUGAUAGUAGGCGUGCUUGAAAUCCAGGGUUACCUUGUUUAUUGCUCCUACACUACUUGGCAGGCAAAGCUCUAGCUGCUGCUGCUUGAUUCUGUGGUUCGAGUUUGUUGUUGCAUUAAUGAACUUUAGCUUGGAUUUCUGUCAGCAGGAUACAUUGCUUUUAUGCUGGAAAAAAAUGCAGAAAAAAAUGGAUGGAAAAGAAACAUGCGAGGAAAUGUGCCUGUGAAGGGAAAAAAAAAAAAACAAAAAAAGGGGUGAAAUUUUAUCAAAUUACUAGCUAAUGUUUACCUGAAUAAGCUCAAUAUUGAGAUAUGCUGAAUGUUACAUUGGAUGUCGUCCUCAGAAGGGCAGUGAAGUUGGCAUUCAAAUGUUUGCUGGAGCAUUUGAAGCGACAUUUGUUGCGGUGCAGCUAAGGUAUAACGAGUUCCGCCACCAAAGUUGGGACUAAUUGGUGCAGAGGAGAAGGCAGCCUGUUAAAUGACAAUGUACCAGACUAGCACCAAGGUUUGGAGAAAGAAACGCCUGCUUUUGCAGCAGGUUGCUGUUGUGUUCUGUAUAAAAUGGGCAAUAACUAGGGAAACGUCAUGUUGCUAUUUCUGUUGCCUUGUAAUCCAGCAGGAAGGAUCUGGUUUCUUUAUAUAUAUAUAUAUAUAUAUACACAAGCUGCUUGUUGAAAUUAUAAUAGAAAGCUUUGGACAAAGAUUUAUAGAUCAAUCUUAGAUUUGUAUGAUCUCUCGUUCUCACAAAUACAACUCAUAAGUGAAUGAUUUCAGGUUCUUGCUA
Messenger RNA from Jatropha curcas, 2668 nucleotides. Its product is annotated as RNI-like superfamily protein. Gene Ontology annotation, cellular component: cytoplasm. The record is from RefSeq and is a predicted model, not a curated record. NCBI's taxonomy places the organism in Eukaryota, Viridiplantae, Streptophyta, Magnoliopsida, Malpighiales, Euphorbiaceae. Gene Ontology annotation, molecular function: protein binding.